Camellia sinensis is the source of this 3541-nucleotide messenger RNA. The record is from RefSeq and is a predicted model, not a curated record. Lineage: Eukaryota; Viridiplantae; Streptophyta; Magnoliopsida; Ericales; Theaceae.
GCAUAUUGAUCUUGUUAGGUAUUUUAGGUAACAUUGCCCUAAUAUUCUUACUCCAAUAGACUGGCUAAAGGGUUCCUAUUCUUCCUCAUCCCUUCUCCGCUGGCUACAAUUGGAGAGUGAUUGAAGGCUCUCCAAACUCUACAGUGAAGCCUCUCCCGCGAAAUCGAUCCUCUACUUCAGCGCGAAAUCGAUCUUCUCCUCCAGCGUCGUCUGCAACUCCCUCCAUCUGACCUCUUCCUUAAGUGAUAAUAAAGAACAAUUAGAGAAGGUGGUUGGGAAUGAAAAUAUUGUAAAGAAAAGUAGGCAAAAAAAGAAAGGUGGAUUGAAGUCACUUCAGGUUUUAGCUUCAAUUCUUCUAUCUCGUAUGGGGCGAAUUGGGGCAAGGGAUCUUCUCUCUUUAUUGGGCAUAGUGGUGUUGCGAACUGCUUUAAGCAAUAGAUUAGCAAAAGUGCAAGGAUUCCUAUUCCGUGCUGCUUUUCUUCGACGUGUGCCAACUUUUUUCCGUCUGAUUUUGGAAAAUCUUCUGCUGUGUUUCCUUCAGUCAACCUUGCAUUCUACAUCGAAGUACAUAACGGGGACCUUAAGCCUGCGGUUCAGAAAAAUAUUGACAAAGCUUAUUCAUGCACAGUAUUUUCAGAACAUGGUAUACUACAAAAUGUCACAUGUUGAUGGUCGGAUAACUAAUCCUGAACAACGGAUUGCAAGUGAUGUACCACGGUUCUGUUCCGAGUUGAGUGAUAUUGUUCAGGAUGAUCUCACAGCAGUCACUGAUGGUCUGCUCUAUACUUGGCGCCUAUGUUCAUAUGCAAGCCCAAAAUAUGUUUUCUGGAUAUUGGCUUAUGUUUUAGGGGCAGGAGCCAUGAUCAGAAACUUCUCUCCUUCAUUUGGGACACUAAUGUCUAAAGAACAGCAAUUGGAAGGGGAGUAUAGGCAGGUUCACUCACGAUUAAGGACUCAUGCAGAGAGUAUUGCUUUUUAUGGUGGUGAAACUAGAGAGGAAUCCCAUAUCCAGCAGAAGUUUAAGACUCUUGUUCGGCAUAUGCGUGUUGUUCUUCAUGACCAUUGGUGGUUUGGCAUGAUCCAAGAUUUCUUACUAAAGUAUCUUGGUGCUACUGUUGCUGUUAUCUUGAUUAUUGAGCCGUUCUUUUCUGGUGAUCUAAGACCUGAUACUUCAACUUUAGGACGGGCGGAGAUGCUGAGCAAUCUAAGAUAUCAUACUAGUGUUAUAAUAUCACUAUUUCAGUCCCUGGGAACUCUAUCCAUUAGUCAAAGGCGGCUUAAUCGACUUAGUGGUUAUGCUGAUCGCAUUCAUGAACUGAUGAUUGUAUCAAGAGAGCUAAGCAUUCAAGAUACAUCUUCUCUACAAAGAACAGGGAGUAGGAAUUAUGUUAGUGAAGCUAAUUACAUUGCGUUUGAUAAUGUGAAGGUUGUUACUCCAACUGGUAAUGUUUUGGUGGAGGAUUUGACUCUAAGGGUUGAAUCAGGAUCUAAUCUAUUGAUUACAGGUAUUUUCUUUGACUUGAACAUGAUCCAUAUUUUUUGCAUGUAUUUUGUUAUUUUUUCAUCAGCUUGUCUUUGUAAAUGCGGUUCACUUUUGCUCCACCAUGAAAUAAUUGAUCUUGAGUACUUAUUAGAUCGUUACUCGUCUGAAAUAGAGAUAAAUUGGGGUGAUGAACUAUCUUUGGGAGAACAACAAAGAUUGGGAAUGGCCAGACUCUUUUACCAUAAGCCCAAAUUUGCUAUUCUUGAUGAAUGCACCAGUGCCGUGACAACUGACAUGGAGGAGCGCUUCUGUGCCAAGGUCAGAGCAAUGGGACCAUCUUGCAUCACCAUAUCCCAUCGCCCUGUACUAGUGGCAUUUCAUGAUGUGGUUCUGUCCUUGGAUGGUGAAGGAGGCUGGCAGGUUUAUUACAAGAGGGAGGAUUCUGCAGUUCUUGGUGAAGCUGGGGUCAAUAUGAUGAAACCUUCUGAAACAGAACGCCAAAGUGAUGCUAUGGCAGUUCAACGUGCAUUUGCCAGUGCAAAAAAGGAUUCUUCAAUCUCAAAUUCAAAGUCACAAUCAUAUGUUUCGAAGCUAAUAGCAGCAUCCCCCCCUGUGAAUCAUGAUGUUCCAUUGCCCCUAGUUCCACAACUCCAAACUGCUCCAAGGUUAUUGCCGUUGAGAGUAGCUGCCAUGUUUAAAAUACUGGUACCCACAGUGCUUGAUAAGCAGGGAGCGCAACUCCUUGCAGUUGCUGUACUUGUGAUUUCGAGAACUUGGAUAUCAGAUCGCAUUGCCUCUCUAAAUGGGACGACCGUAAAGUAUGUUUUAGAGCAAGAUAAGGCGGCCUUCACUCGGUUGAUUGGUGUUAGUAUUCUUCAGAGUGCUGCAUCUUCUUUUGUUGCACCUUCUUUGAGGCACUUGACAGCAAAGCUUGCCCUCGGAUGGAGGAUUCGAUUGACACAACAUUUACUAAAGAACUACUUGAGAAAUAAUGCAUAUUACAAGGUAUUCCAGAUGUCAAGCAUGAAUAUCAAUGCAGAUCAGAGAAUAACUCAAGAUCUGGAGAAGUUAACCGGUGACUUGUCAGGGCUGGUUACUGGAAUGGUAAAGCCAACUGUUGACAUUUUAUGGUUCACCUGGAGAAUGAAGCUGCUGACUGGAAGGAGGGGAGUUGCUAUUUUAUAUGCUUAUAUGUUACUGGGUCUGGGUUUUCUAAGGAGUGUUGCUCCUGAUUUUGGUGAUCUGGCAAGUCGAGAGCAACAACUUGAAGGAACCUUUAGGUUCAUGCACCAGAGAUCACGUACCCAUGCUGAAUCUAUUGCUUUCUUUGGGGGUGGUGCUCGGGAAAAAGCGAUGGUUGAAUCAAGAUUUGAGGACCUUCUUGAUCACUCUAAGUUACUUCAUCAGAAGAAAUGGCUAUUUGGUACACUUGAUGAUUUCAAAAAGCAGCUCCCACAUAAUGUUACUUGGGCUUUGAGCUUGUUAUAUGCUAUGGAACACAAGGGGGAUCGGGCCUUGACUUCCACUCAAGGUGAACUGGCUCAUGCACUGCGUUUCUUAGCAUCUGCUGUAUCUCAAAGCUUUUUGGCUUUUGGUGACAUUCUUGAACUGCAUAGGAAGUACCUCGAGCUCUCUGGAGGUAUUAAUCGAAUUUUUGAGCUGGAAGAGCUUCUAGAUGUUGCUCAAAAAGAUAAUCCUGUUGCUCUCAUUGAAUCACCGACUAAUUUGACAGAAUCUCAAUCUAAUGAUCUCAUUUCCUUCUCCAAAGUGGGUAUUAUUAGCCCAUCUCAGAAACUGUUGGCUAGGAAGUUGACUUGUGACAUACUACCAGGGAAAAGCCUGCUUGUUACUGGUCCAAACGGGAGUGGAAAAAGUUCAAUCUUCAGAGUCCUUAGAGGUCUUUGGCCCAUUGUAAGAGGAAGACUUGUUAAACCGCACCAACAGCUCGAUGAGGAUGCUGGAUUCGGCUGUGGUGUCUUUUAUAUACUGCAGCGACCUUAUACAUGCUUGGGAACCCUAAGGGAUCAAGUCAUAUAUCCACUCUCCCUUGAGGAAGCA